Eutrema salsugineum is the source of this 455-nucleotide messenger RNA. RefSeq lists its product as uncharacterized. The coding region runs from base 72 to 296 and encodes 74 amino acids. NCBI's taxonomy places the organism in Eukaryota, Viridiplantae, Streptophyta, Magnoliopsida, Brassicales, Brassicaceae. The transcript has 3 exons. The record is from RefSeq and is a predicted model, not a curated record.
GAAACAGAGAAAAUUUCUAAGUCGCCGUCAACAUUCUCCUUUGGUACGGACGAGAGAGGAAAGCGAAAGAGAUGAACGUAGUUCACGGGUUGAAGAGGAUUCCUCGCAUCAAAUUUCCUCAGCGACAUUUGAAACCUUCAGAGGGCAAGACGCAGGUGGAAAAUGAAGCUGAUGCAUUUUUCUUCUCCAAUUUGAACAUGCCAAAAACUAUAGGCGGGAAGGCAUCAAUGCAGCCUAAGCGCACGCCAGUUUCAAACGAAGAAAUGGAAGCCAUAUUGUUGGGAGGCUGCAUCUGAUUAUUCAUCAUUACCUAUUGACGAGAAAUGGUGGAUCUCUUGUCUUCUUCACAAUUCACCACAGAAUAUACUUAAGAGUCAAAAAUUGUUUUUCUACAGAAACUGAUGUCCAAUGACACAAUUAAUAAAACAACUCCAUUGCGGUCUCGAAGUUUUUUA